Molecule: messenger RNA, 4304 nt
Organism: Parnassius mnemosyne (clouded apollo)
Lineage: Eukaryota; Metazoa; Arthropoda; Insecta; Lepidoptera; Papilionidae
Source: the annotation of a GenBank genome assembly
AUUCAUUCGGUGCCCGCCAGUGAUAAUACUUGUGUGUUUGUAACUCGAGGAAUAUUGGUUCAAUAUCACUAAACAAAUGUUUUGAUAACGCAAUGAUUCUCGUCUAUUUAUUAGUGUCUUUGGGCCUUGCAGCGGUGACUGCUUCGCCAAACGGCCUCCAGGUGUUGUUCCCCGAACUGAACCGGCAGUACAGUUUCGUGGUGAAAACCAACUCAUCCUCGGGCAUCCUGGCACCGAGGGAAGGAAACUCCUUUUGGACUCUAGAAGGAAGACUGUUGGUCACUGUCUAUGAUAACUACACCAAAGUGAGAUUCAAGUUGGACGACUUGAAGACAUCGUAUCAAUCGGAAGAGGCGGCGGGUUUUUUGAAGAAGACUUGGGAAGCAGAGUAUCAGGCAAAUGGUUUCAUCAGCGGUAUAUACGUCGGUGAUGAACCCGUAUGGGCAACGAACAUGAAGAGAGCAUUAACCGUAAAUUUCCAAAUGAAGAAGGAAACUGGCACGUACGGAAGUUAUGAGCCGUGCUUGUACGAAAACUGCUUAAUGGUGUACACGGUUGUGGGUGAAAGCAUAAAGAAGUAUUGCAGCCUCAAGGUGUCCUCUGCCAAUACCGAACACAGUUGGAGCUCUGUGCCCUGGACCCAGGACUACGUGGAGAGAAAUGUUCCUGAGGUCGUGUCAACAUCGGAGCGGGUGUAUGAGUUUGAUGAGAAACGCGGGUUGAGUUGUAUGAGCAUGAAUGGAAACUUCCAGUACAAGAUACAUGACCACAUACUCUAUGUGGCUUCGGAACUUUCUUUAUAUUACGACAUGGACGUCCCCGUCGAAAGCAUAGAGAAGUUGGAUCUUUCUAGAAGAGAAAUACAAUAUGACGCCGGCGAUUACAGGAACCCAUCCAACUUCAUCAAGACGAUGACGCAGCGUGACCUGAAGAACAGGACUUACGAGAUACUUCUUAAAAUAGCGAAGAAAGGGAUCGAUGCGGACAACAUUGUGAAAAACGAAGGGCUGAUCCACACAAUGGAUUUUGUUGAUCUCCUUAACACGAUGUCGCAGUUAACCUACGAAUCCUUCAAGAGACUGUUCGAUGAACUGGUCCUGGGCACCAGCUAUGACCUUGAAACAGCCCGCAACAUUUUUUUGGAGGUUUUGCCGCACGGUCGCAGUGACGCUUGUGCAAGAUUUGUCAAGUAUUUGGUUAUUGAACAGAAGGAGAAAGUAGAAGAUGCGGCCCUUCUUUCUCUUCUGAGGAAGCUGCCUUACAAUGUCGCCGAUUACAGUCAGAAUCUUCUAGAAGAAUUGGAAGUAUUCUCCAAGCUAGGACCUGACUUCCCACAGCAGAUCCGACACGCUGGUAUCUUGUCCUUUGCGACUCUCACAUCGAAGACCAUGGACGCUUCGUUGGUCAAGCAGGAUUACUUCGACAAUAUAGUGGUCAAGUACUUCAGAAUGUACAGUGAUUGUCCUCAAUACUUGGACCGUAUGGUUUGGCUACAAGGCAUGUGCACACUAGGUUAUACCGCUGAUUCGUACAUACGAACUAUAUACGGUGACUUCUCCAGGAACCGACAUGAGAGACUAUGGGCUUCGCUAGCUUGCGGUCCUGAAACUGCCAAGGGGUAUAUGGUCUUAGAAACAACUUUGCCUAUUCUCACAAAUGACAAGGAACACAUUCAACUCCGGGUCGCGGCUCUGCAUGCCCUUCUUAGCACUGAAAUAAGCGCCAGCGACUUUCUUUUCAUUCACAACUACAUCAAGAACUGCAAUAGCGAGCAGUUGAAGAGGUUCUGGUAUUUAACUGUGAAGACUUUAGAGAAGAAUAAAUACUUCCAUGGCUACAAAGCUGUGUCAUUCUACGUGCCGUUCAUUAGCAACCAAGUGACAAACCCAGGGUCGAAAUAUUGGGCGACAAAUAACGUGGUGUUCACUGUUGGAGACGACGAAGACACCGCAUCUGUGCAGUUCUUCAGCGUGGGCGAGGCGUAUGGACCUAUGCCUGCUAUGGGAGGGAUCAAAUUAUCUACGGGUGGAAGGAGACCGUACCAGCCUGCGGUGUAUUUCAUAGGAGAAGGACUUUCGUGGGUUUUGCUUAAGAAAUUGUUACAAUCGAGAAACGUUAGUGAAGGUGGCCUUAUUUCCAUGUUGGAGAAGCUAAAUGCAUGGAAGAUGAGGACACCGGAACCGGUUCAUAUAGACAUUGUCAUGAAAAUUGGUGACAAAACUGUUGUCGCAACACAUAUUAAUCAAUCUGAACUAGCACAGAACUACGAUGACAUAUUUAAGCUGAUAGACGACUUCCUGAAGUUUGGCAGCCAUAUAAACCAGCAAAUGGUCUAUUACCCUUUCCAAAUGGACUGGAACAUAGCUAGUGAGUUAGGAACCCCCGUAAGGUUGCAGAGAACAAUCGUCGGGUUUUCAUCAGUGAGAGGAAACUUGACAGCGCAUCCCGAUCCUAAACGCCUUACCUGGGAAAAUGAUCUUCAGUUAUCGUAUCAAGGAACUGCCGUGACUUCAUUAUCAACGGACGGGCCCAUCCUUCUAUCAGAACACACCACAAGGAUCCAGCAGUCUAUCGUGGCACUUCUCCCAAUGAAGUUUAAUGUGUCUUACCCAUUUUCCGAAAAGAAGAUAGAGUUGACACUACUGUUUCCGUUCACACAGCGUGCUGGCUUGGCUCUGCACUCACGUGUGUUGGUCAACAUGGUCACAAUUGACGGAAACUACGAGAAUGUUGUUAUAACCGGUAGAGAUACAUGCGAGAGAGACGAACCAGAGAGCAUUACCGACGACCGACCUAUAUCCGGGGCGGAAACGACUGACAAACUGAUGACCCAUAUUUUUGACUUACUCACUCCAUUGAAGUCCUCGCAUAUCGCUCUGGACAGCAUCCUUCUGUUCAAUUUCCCUCCAUCUGGGACCUGUGGUGCCACUAUCUUCGUCUCGAGCCUCAAGAACUACGGUGAAGGGAAAGUCAAAAUGGAGCUUGGAGUCAGUCGGUGGAACUUCUUAAGUGAAGAGGAUAAGAUCGACGUAGACUUCAGUUUUGCGAUUAGUUUCUACAUUUUAAAUAAAAACCACGAGGAUCCAGUUAUUAAAAUUUACUCGGAAACAAGCAUCAACAGUCAGGACGGCAACUUGACAGCGGAACUCGCCGUCAGGGGGAAACUUCCCGACACAUUCCAUAAUAUAAGCGACAGAUACAUAAGACUAUGCUACCUUCAAGAAGUGUCAACGCAGACAUCUGUCGACCAAGACUUGUAUUCCUUCCCAUCAGCGUAUCAAGGCCAAAUAAUUCUUCUUUUGGACUUCUCUAAGGAGUACCGUACUUGCUACGAGAGAGCAGAGAAUAAGCUCAAAAUAAGAUAUAAGGGCUCACCGAAGAACGUACACGGAGCCUUGGAAAGGCACGUUGAGUUCCAAAUAGAAGGGAAACAAGGCAUUGAUCUCGUGCGCCACGUGUUACCAAAGCGGGUUCUGGAGACGGCGAAGGAUCUAUUUUCAGGAACAUACGAUAGGGACUCAGUGAAUGCUGUUGCUGAAAUGAAGGAGAAGAAUGGUGUGAUACACGUGAAAGCGAAAAAUGGAAGCGAAGUGAAAUUCAAAUCAGAGAACUUGGGAUGGAUGUUGGACAGUUUCACAACGAUGCAAAUUAUGACGAAAUACGGUCUAUACCGAGAAUGUCGUGUCCAGGAGUCAACGGUGGAAACGCUCUUCGGCACCACCGAACCACUGCUGCCGCUCCAGCAAACUGACGCCAUAGCCUUGGCUGAUUGUUCGGACUUUUCCAGCUUUGCCGUACUACGUCAACAAAAUGGCGGCGUGAAAGUCCACGCUGGAGAAAACAGCAUCGUUGUUAGAGGUGGCUCGGCGGACAUAGCAACUGAUGUUCCAUACUUUAGAAUACGAACAAUUGGUGAUGGAGUCAAGAUAUCGUCAUUGUUGACCGGUGUGACCGUUUACGUGAGGUACAACGAGACUGUGAUCUUAGUGCCGCAUUCUUAUAUGGACGUGUUGUGCGGAGAAUGUGUGGGAAGAGACAGAAGCUAUUUAGAUUACGUAUAAUUACAUAGUCAAGGCGUUUGUUUAUGAACGCGUGUUUUCUUGUAACACUUCAUUAGCGUGAAAGUUAUGUGUAAUGUUUAUUUAACUAUUGUUUGUAAAAUAUAACUUUGUUAAGAUGAGCCAUUUUGUUUAUGAUUUAAUUUACAGAAUUAUAAUAUAAUGAAACCAAGUAUGUAAGUGGCUUACUGCGCAGUUGAAUAUCAAUUAACCUACCGAUAAUAAUAAAAAGAACUGUGAAUAUCC